Molecule: messenger RNA, 3236 nt
Organism: Trachymyrmex septentrionalis
Lineage: Eukaryota; Metazoa; Arthropoda; Insecta; Hymenoptera; Formicidae
Product: transcription factor SFL2
Exons: 7
Coding region: 297-2972 (891 amino acids)
Source: RefSeq, a predicted model, not a curated record
CCCUGGUCAAGUGCGCAUCUUUCCUCCCAUCUCUUUCUUUUUUCCCAUCCCCCUUCCCAUACAUAGUCGUGUUGUUUCGAUCCUGCGUCCUUCCACUUCAACCUUCACCUUCACGCGGCGAGGAAGAGAACAGUGUUCUUGCGCCCGUUUAAUCGUAUUACGCGCUGUGACGAUGACACAAGGCUGAGAGCUAGCAGGAAUUUAAUUUGCUCUAGAAAAAAAUUUAAGACGAGUGUGAUAUUGGUUCCGCGUGCAUGUGACAUGUUCCUGGCGGAGAGAUCCUGACUGCAGGAGAGAUGGAUGCUCGAAGAGUCUUGCCAUUUUUACUGUUGAUAAUCUACAUAAUCAACGGGGCUUUUGCUAACCAGAAUGCUUGGAGUAGACAGUACAAUGUUCGUCGCGUUCGCAGAAUCAACGAAUAUCUUAUUCCACCGCCUCUAUCAAAAUCUUAUCCGGGCAGAAUUCCAAGAUUGGCGAAUUAUCAGCCAACCCCACAGCCAGGAUACUUCCAACAGCUGAUGAACUUUUUGAAUCCCUUCAGUUCUGAUUCUUCACCACAACCACAACCACAACCGCCACCACCGCCGCCGUCGCUACUGCCUCCGCAGCCUGAAGUCGCAAAAUUCGGUCAAUCCUACAAUGGUCCUCCACCUGUGGAUUAUGAGAAACCACCUCUUCCUCCGACCUCUCUCAAUCAUCUUCCCAACGUUUAUUCGGGAUAUCCUGCUCCGGUUCAAAUCAAGAAUUGCAGUUCUUGCAACAGAAUCCCUUGGGUGCCGAUACAGGACACGCAACAAGGACAUGACGGACAUGUAGGAAGCGCUUCGUAUGCAUCACCGCCACUUGAAUCGCCAGGUGACAGAUACCUGCCUACAAAUCACGAAAUACCUCAUGACGCUUAUCAUGCUGCCUCGCAAGAAGUCCGAGCUCCGGACUUCUCUUUCGCGCCACCAUUACCCAAUAUUGGACAGAACGGUCCUUUUAACCUGUUGCCAAACCCGCAUCUGUUUCCUGGAGCAAUGCCACCGCUCUUUAAAGCAGUCAAUUUUAAACAACCUGUACAAGUCAUUCCCCAUGAAAACUCAGGACAUCUUAACUCACCGACGUUAUCAAUUUCCAAUAGUGCAUCAACGAUAGCAGAACCUACUUUCAACGGUGGACAUAACGAACAAUAUGUGUAUCCAGGUCCUUUGACUCAUUCAAGUGGAGGAAUUGUUUCACAAGAAUUAGGAUAUACUAAUCCUAGUAUAAGCAACGGAGAAUUCGAAAAUGUUCAAAAUGUUCAAAAUCAAAAUAAUGUGGCACAUAAUGAUUUGUCUUCCAGCGGCACUCAAGUGUCUCACGGUCAUACUUCGGGAGUAUCUAAUAACGAAGAACUUUAUGAUGUAACGGGAUUGAGUGGAUCUGACGUGAGUCAAACUAAUCAAAAUUUUCCCAGCAGCUACGGAAUUUCCAGCCCUGAUCGGUUCCCAAGCAAUUACGAGCACCCGUAUAACGACCUGUCCUCUAGCGCUAACGUGGCUGAGGGCUCUAGCGCACCUUUACACAUAGACGAAUCUUCCGGAAACGUUGAAGAUUCAAUAAAUUUUGAGGAGUCACCGUUGCUAGAUUUCACGCAGAAGGAUGAAAGUCGGACGCACUCGUCCUCGAUACCGACGAACUCUAACGCGUUCGCGGACUUUCAGAGUACUAAGACUAUCGGGACAACUGUAGCACUUGGCGAUGAGAUUUUCGGUACACGGCAAGGCAUCACUUCAACGGAACCUUACCCUUCUACGGAUUAUAUCGAGAUAAUUGAUACCGUGGCAAAAGAAUCUAAAAUCAAUAAUAGCAUAACUCAAGGUACAAACGGAAAAUUUCGAAAUCUAUUAAAUGAUGAUGUAGCGGAAGAAACAUUGAGUGAUAACAUUGGUGUUAAUUUGGAUGAAACAUCUGGGCAGCAAGGUGCGACUAGGAAUAGACAGAUACAACUUAUCAUUCCCUAUACGUCGCAAUACACACCACUUCCAUUCCAUCCACCGCAUGAAAGAAACACUGAUACCAGUGAAUCCAAUCAUGACAAUUAUGUCGGCGAAGAAUCAAGAAACAGAAUUGAAGUGAUUAGUCCCCCGAAUUCGUCACACAUUUUUCAAUCUUUAGAUUCUGUACCGAAGGUAUUUGACAAUGCUAAAAAAUCAGUUGAUGCUAAAACGAACAAUUCCAUAGAUGUACAUAAACUGCAAAAGAAUAUUGACAAUUGGACGAUACAGGAAUAUUCAAAGGCCGUUAGAACAAUAUCGCCUAAUUCGUCGCAAACCGUUAGUACAGUAUCGCCUAAAUCGAGCAAUCCGUAUCUUUUCCCUUCAAAAAAAAUCCCUACUGAGUAUUUCAUGACCACUAAGCCUGUUAAUUAUGUAGCUGAUUCUCAUAACGAUAAUAGUAAUAUUCUUACUUUGAGUGGAUUCAGCUUCAGUGAUGAAGACAAUAAAGGAUCGGGCAGCAAUCCUGUGGAAGAAUUGCGAGUUAUACAAACUGAAAAGUCAACUGGAAGUUCUAUUGAUGCUUCCACCGCAUCCGAGGAUUUGUGGCAAGGCUUUCCCGUAGGAAUUUCUUCAGUGAACAGAGAACGUGUUUAUAUAGUAACGCCUCAGCCAACUGUAACUACUUCUAGAUUAAAUCUUGAAUACAGACAAGAGAAGGCAUUAAAGGAAGCAGAAAGAAACAGGAAGGAAUUGAAGAAAACUUUGCAAACAGAUAUAAAGAUAACGCAAAAGACCGAUACAUUCGAGUCGAUCGAAAAAGCCUAUCAAGUGCUGCCUCAGGCUGUGAACAAUUUGGCUGUGGCUUCCACAGGUCCAGACAGCGUUCCUUUGUGGGGCAUCAUGGAACACGAGGAGUUUGCGUCGCCUGUCUAUAGUGAAUACGAUAACAAUGAUACUGAACCUCCUACGCCGUAUUCUAGACUUUCGAAGGAGUCGCGUGCCAGACGAUGAUGUAUCAAGUGUAGAAAAUGCUCAAGACGAUUAUUUGUGCAUGUGCAGACUAUUUUGAUAGUGUGUUUCCGUGAACGAUGUGACCGAUUGUAAAUAGUUACGUUAAAAUAGUAGUCCUUGACCUCAUUCUCUCUCAGACAAACUUUUUAAUUUAAUGAUAUUUAAUACAAACGGGUGAAUGUUUUAAUUCUACGUACAUACGUAAGUGAUUAUUGUGGCCAGUGCACCGGAUAAAUAUAUUUUAUAGUCCGGACGUAUGUAUUU